GCCCUAAUUUUCGGGGAAUUUUUUUUACAUGGAAAACACCCUCAAAAUCAUCGCAACAUCUCAAGUCAUUCAUUACUGAUUCAGCUCUAUAUUGUGUACCCCAUGGUGCAACAUAUAUCAUCAAAAUUAUGGAGUAGAUUCUUGUCAGAGGACAAGAUUGAUAAAUUUUCCAAGUCCGCCAGCCCGUUCAUUGGCGGCCACGAUUAUCUACUUAAUUGUGAUUAUAAGUUAACAUCUCCAAAUAAUAAUGAAAGAAUAGUAAAGUUUCGUGAUUUCAAACGCUGUGAUCAUCUAGCGCUCUUCCAGGCUCUUAGUCAGCGGUUAGAUCUUCGUAAUAUGGACAUUGAUGAUAAAGAUCCUAAUGAACUUACCUCUAUCUUUCUGACACUGCAGUCAUCGAUUCAU
Messenger RNA from Cotesia congregata, 405 nucleotides. The record is from the annotation of a GenBank genome assembly. NCBI's taxonomy places the organism in Eukaryota, Metazoa, Arthropoda, Insecta, Hymenoptera, Braconidae.